Molecule: messenger RNA, 1070 nt
Organism: Sitophilus oryzae (rice weevil)
Lineage: Eukaryota; Metazoa; Arthropoda; Insecta; Coleoptera; Curculionidae
Exons: 4
Coding region: 204-998 (264 amino acids)
Source: RefSeq, a predicted model, not a curated record
UUAAGUGUAUUUUGCUAGUUAAAAUUUUCCUUUUUACGCGAUUGUAGGUACCUAAAAUAUUACAAAACUAGACAAAAAUGUUGCUCUAUUAAAAAUGAGUAAUAAAAAAAUAAUAACAUUUAAUAUCGUGUUAACUGUGUUAUAUGAAUGAAAAAAUAUUUUUUUUCCAACACAGUACAGUAAAUAGUGAUUGGUAAAUAGAGAUGGGCGAACAUUUAGAAAAUAGACAUGUCUCUGACUUGACCAAUUUUUUCGAAAAUUUGCAGAGAACAAAUCAUUCAGUAUCUGCCAUGCCUCUAACAUCAGACAGUACGGACUCUAUCAGUACAAUGAAAACUGUAAAAGAAAUGGCAAAACAUUUUGAAAAUAGUACCUCGGAAAAUGUAUUGAACUUUUCAAAUGUCCAAAAACUGCAAAAUAGUCAAAUAAUAAGAGGGAAAUCGCAAUAUAAAGCAUCAAAAAGUAAAGAACUCAAAGCAGGAGAUCAAGUUGAAGUAAAAUCUUGUAAAUUCAACAACAAAAUUUCAGAAUACGUAUGUGAUAAAAAUAUAUCUGCAACUUCGUUGAUAAGAAAUCUAGCAACUAAUACGGAACGUAGCAAAACUAUUACAGCAGGUGAAAAUUCACAAAAGAAAAGCAAACAAUUUAUGUCUAGUGGUAUAAAAAUUAGCGAAAAAAUCAAUAAAAAAGACGGACUAUUUCGUAGUAGUGAACCAAUUCAAAAAGUAAGUCCUAAAAAUACAAAAGGAGAUGAGCUUGAAGAAAUUCGUAAAAAUCUGUUAUCCUAUAUGGAUAAAAUCAAUGAAAUGAUGCAAAAUGAUGGGUAUAAUAUUGAUAGUGGCAAUAAUGAGAUUGUAAUAUGUGUCAAAGAUAAACCAGAAAUUAUCGACAAGCAAGACAUAGGAGUUCUCGAAGAAGCUUGUAACUUUAGCAUAUUUGAAAAUAAAAAUGCACUGAUAGAAAACUAUACAGAAGAAGAAAAAACAAAUUUUAGGUAAUGAUUUGUUGAAUGCCACUGCAGUCACGAGUACAGGUGAUAUUGACAAUAUUGACAGAACCAGUAGCGAAAG